UCAGUCAUGACAAAUUAUAUAAUCAGUAUUAAACAGUUGGAAAUCCUAGCACUAGCGCUUGCAUGUGAGAGUGAGACUAUACACGCCACUACAAUUUACUUUUGAAUGGUAACUACACAUUUUUAUUCACUACUAUAAUAUACAAGCGCUAGUGUUGCAAUUUCCAGCUGUGCAACCACAGUAGUAACCGUAUCGAUUUUUUCUGUAGACACUUUACAAGAUUCAUAACCCGAUUUUAAGUUUUUAUAAAAUCAUAGAUAAGUAUAAUGUAUAAAAUUAAGUAGGGAGGAACCAGAAGUUACCAGAAGUCACCAGAAGUUACCGUUUAUUCCAUGACAAACGCGAUGUAUAUUUCAUGAAAUCUGUAGAUAACAAUGUAAUCAAUAAUGACUUUGCACAAAUUGUGUUACUGAAGCAGAUUAUCUGAUUAUAAAGAUUUCAAUUAAAAUAAAUUAACAGUGAAUACGCAUAAACAAGUAAUUUAUUUUAAAACUUAAUUUGUUAUUUAUUAUUACACAAGUAAACUUUAAUAGCGACGAUUUGGUGAUUGGGGGUAAGUACUUAUAGCGGUUUUUUCUGGCUUGCAGAUGGCCUCCAAAUCGUUUCCCAAAGCGGAAAUCGAAAAAUUUCUGUGUAUACAAACUAAUCCAACGAAAUGGAAGGGGCUGUUGAUCGGAUCGUUAACGAAAAUCGUCGAUCAAGUUCACCCAUUGUUAGCAGUCAGCGACGAAGCAUUAGCAUGUGUCGAAAUGCUAAUUGUACAAUGUCUGGAGAUACUCACGUUAAGGUCAUCACCACCGUACACUAGAUUUGACAUCGAAGAUCAAGUGAAACGAUGGUUUCCUAAGCCAAUAGACAAGUGGGCUAUUAAAGAUGCAAAUGAGGCAAUAGAAAAAAACAAGAAAAAACACCAUUUAAUAUUACCAACCGAUAAAAUUCAUAAUUUAGUGCAAAAAGAACUAAUCCAAUACAAGUUAGACUAUACAGUGGCUCUUUACAUAACAGCUGUUUUAGAAUACAUGGCAGCAGACAUUUUAAAAUUAGCUGGUAAUUAUGUAAAUAAUAUACACCAUGUAGAAAUCAGUUAUCAAGACCUAUGUGUUGCGAUAUGUGGUGAUAAAGUAUUAAUGGACUUGUUUAGCCAGCAUGACAACAAUGGUGAUUUGAAUCUGUCUGAAUUAAGUAUUGAUAAAAUCCAGAGAAUCACUACUUAUGAAGAAGUCAUAAAAGAUCUGAUGCAUGAUGAAAAACAACUAGUUAGAGAUUUAUAUUUAAUUUUAAAAGUGUUCAAAGAAGAAAUCAAUCGUGCCAUUCCCGUAGGUACCUGUCAAGAACUGGAUAAUAUGUUUGACAAUAUUGCAGAAAUAUGUAAGACUACUAAAUUAUUUUUAAGUUCUAUUGAAGAUAUAUUGGAAAUUUCAGAUGAUAAAUUUACUACCAUUGGUUGUUGUAUUGAAGAGUUUGCUGAAACCGCUGAAUUUGACGUGUUUGAAUUAUAUGCAAAUGAUAUUGUUAAUAAACAAUGUAGAAAUAUAUUUUGGAAUUUAAUCAGUAAACCAGAAGUUUCUAAUUCACUUCAAUCGACUGGUUUUAAAGAAGCUCUAAAAUAUUAUUUUCCAAAAUUGUUACUUUUACCCAUAUGGCAUUGUAUUCUCUAUUUUGAUUAUUUUAGAAUUUUGCAUCAACUUUCUCCUUCCCGACAUGAUAAAGAAUGUUUGGAACAAGCAGAAGGCAUGUUUAAACCUUUGCAAUUAAAAAUGAUAUCAAUUGCAAACCAAAUUAACUUAAAAGAUAAUGUCAAAGAAUUUGGACUUAAAAUUAAUGCAACACCAAGACGAUUGUUAGCCAUUGAAAAACUGCAAAAAAUGCAAAAAUCUAUUGAUGGCUGGGAUGGUAAAGAUAUGGGUCAGUGUUGUACAGAGUUCAUAAGAGAAGGAAUACUUUUAAAAGUUUCAAGUGGAGGUAAACGUUGUUCAGAGCGUAAAGCAAUCUUAUUUGAUGGUGUACUUAUUUUAUGUAAAUCAAAUAGCAAAAAGACUUCUGCAUUAGUCAGCUCUCAACUUGUUGGUAACUUGUCUGAAUUCAAAUUCAAAUUAAAAGAAAAAUUAUUCAUUAGAAAAGUGGACAUUUUUGAUAGAGACGAUACAGAUGAGACAAAACACAUUUUUGAAAUAUUCCCUCGUUUAGAGCCACCAAUAACAUUAGUUGCUAGGACUUUUGAAGAUAAAGCUAACUGGAUGGCUGACUUACUUAUGCUGACCUCAAAAAGUAUACUAGACAGAACUUUAAACAAUAUACUACUAGAUGAAGAUAAAAAAUUUCCCUUAUGGUUACCUUCAGUUGAAGAAUACAGAUUUGUUGAACCUGAUUCUCGAUCUAACAUAAUUUUUGAGGAAAAAGAAAAUAAUGGUAUUCCUCUUAUUAAAGGUGCUAUAUUACUGAAGCUAAUAGAACGAUUGACAUAUCAUAUUUAUGCUGAUCCAAAAUUUGUUAAAACAUUUUUAACAAUAUAUCGCAGUUUUUGUUCACCUCAUGAUUUAAUGGAUCUCCUAAUCGAAAGGUACAAGAUUCCUGAGCCUUCUGGUAUAACUCUGAAUUCAGAAAGUCUUCGAGAUGAAACUAAGCGAUUUAAAAAAGAAUAUUUAAUACCUGUUCAAUUUAGAGUGUUAAAUGUGUUUAGGCAUUGGGUCGACUAUCACUAUUAUGAUUAUCAAUGCUAUCCAUAUUUAUUAGAUAAAUUGUACGAGUUUUUAGAUUCAAUUAACGGAAAGUCAAUCAAAAAAUUGACGGAUUCACUUAUUAAAAUAAUUCAUAGAAAAACUUCUGAAGCUCAAAAAGAAAUUACGUUUGCAUUUGAUUCACCACCACCAGCAAUUGAAGUUCAUAUGGAUUUUAAUGGAAAUGACAAGUUUAAUAUUCUACUUGUACAUCCUCUUGAGUUUGCAAGACAGUUAACACUUAUUGAAUCUGAAAAUUAUAGAGCAGUUAAACCUUCAGAGUUGGUUGGAUCUGUGUGGACUAAAAAGGAUAAAGAAAUAAAUUCUCCAAAUUUACUUCGGUUAAUCAAACGUACUACAAAUUUUAGUCGUUGGAUUGAAAAAACUGUUGUGGAAUGUGAAAAUAUUGAAGAGAGAGUAGCAACUGUCUCUAGAUUUAUUGAAGUAAUGAUGGCACUAUAUCAACUAAAUAAUUUCAAUGGUGUCUUAGGUGUUUUUUCAGCUAUGAGUUCGGCUGCAGUAUUUCGCCUAAAAUUUACAAUGCAAUCUCUCAAUGCUAAACUUGAUAAAGGGCUAGAAGAAGCUCGGAAUUUAAGUAUUAAUCAUUUUAAAAAAUAUCAAGAUAAAUUAAGAAGUAUAAAUCCACCAUGUGUUCCAUUCAUUGGUAUGUAUUUAACAAAUAUAUUGCAUAUUGAAGAAGGUAAUCCAGAUUGUUUGACAAACAACCCAAAUUUAAUUAAUUUUAAUAAACGAAGAAAAGUGGCAGAAAUUAUUGAAGAAAUCCAGCAAUAUCAAAAUCAACCUUACUGUUUAAAUGUCGAGCCUAAAAUAAAAAAGUUUUUAGAGAACUUAAAUCCAUUCAAUGAUAUGAAAGAUACAGAUAUUAAUAACUAUUUGUAUAGUAAAUCUUUAGAAAUUGAACCAAGAAAUUGCAAACAACUUCCUAAGUAUCCACGAAAAUGGCCAGACUUAAAUCUUAAGUCACCUGGCUUAAAGCCUAAAUCACGAGUACCAUCAGUAUCCUCCAAAGAAAUGGAUGUCCAAGGUAAAAGACAUUUAAGUUCAUCAAGUUCUCCAGUUACUCAAAUGGAUAAAAGAGAUUCAGAUGAUUCUGUCUUUGCACCGGUAACAUUUAAGUUUGGAAAAAAUAGCCUUGUUCCUCCAGUUCCACCUCGACUGAGUAAAAUAUAUGAUGAUUCAACCACACCACCUAUACAUCCAAGGAAAAUAGGUCCACCUUUACCUCCAAGAACAUUACAAGUAGGUUUUGUAUUUUUUCAGACUUCUAUAGACUCAACCGAACUAGGAAUUAACCAAGAUUUCAAUUGUAAGAAAAACUUUGUACCAGUAACUAGUCCUAGUAAAAUAGAUCUGAAAACAGAUACAGUUAAUUUUCCUGAAAGUGAUGAUACUUUAGAACCUUACCACCAUUCUUUAAAUGUAUAUUUGUAUAAUACUCUAGAUUACUAUAAAAACUGUUGUACUAAAAAAAAGGACUCAUAAUUUCCAAUUCAUUGAUUAAAUGCCAAAGACUGUUUUUUAUAGGUAAUGUAAAUCAGUAUAUCAAGUACCUGUUAUAAAUAAUGGACAUAUUCUAAUUUAAUUUUAUAUAUGUAUCCAGACAACUUAUAUUUUAAUUAACUUAAGUAAUGACUAUAGUUUUCCCCCACAAAUUUCUAAAAUGCAUCCCCAAAUUUUAGAUAAAACUGAUAUACCUAAUAUACCUAAUAUAGGUGCUUGAGUUUUAUUUCCAUAGCCUGUAUACAUUUUUCUCUUUGAAAUUAUCAAAAUAAAUUCUUAUCUACUCAAAUUAAUUCUUCUCCUGCAACUUUUUUAUGAUUUAGCCCAUUUUAUAUAGGCUGUAUUGUCCUGUGAAUGUCAUUUUUACAUUUGUAAUUCCAAAACACCAAUAUCUGAUUAAAUAAUGUUAGAUUGAAAACCAAUUGCAUAUAACCCGUGAUAACUGAUAACCUGUGUAUACUUUGACUUGAAUAUUAUUUAUUCUUACAAAGUUACAUACCAAACAGAUAUACAAAUUUUUUAGUACCUAUUGAAUUAUUGUAAUAUUGUGAAAGUAUUUACCUAAAACAUAACUUAUAUAUAUAUAUAUUGUACUUGUAUUAUAAUAU
Molecule: messenger RNA, 4846 nt
Organism: Acyrthosiphon pisum (pea aphid)
Lineage: Eukaryota; Metazoa; Arthropoda; Insecta; Hemiptera; Aphididae
Product: protein son of sevenless-like
Exons: 1
Coding region: 588-4220 (1210 amino acids)
Biological process (GO): Ras protein signal transduction
Cellular component (GO): plasma membrane
Molecular function (GO): guanyl-nucleotide exchange factor activity; protein heterodimerization activity
Source: RefSeq, a predicted model, not a curated record